UGAAUGGUUUUGAUAAUCUCUGGCAACUUUUUGAGAUAAGCCAAUCAGAACGCGAGUAUCGAGUCAUGUGACCUCCGGUGAGGUUCGGAUCAGAAAUUUCAAACAAAUAUGGCGGCCGCUCAGUGUCAGUGGAGUGAAGAGAUGGAGAGACUCCUCAUCUGUUUUUAUGCCGGUUUGCUCUCAGAGACUCUGUGCUCUUUAACUGUGGAGGUGGAAGCUGGAGAUAACGCCACUGUUUGGUGCCAACAUGAGCUGACUGCUCCAGGUCCCAUCUUCUGGUAUCAACACACAAGUGAUUUGGUUCCACUUCUUCGUGGCUGUAAGCGUUUUUUUACAUCUCUUCAAUUAGAGAAUUGUAUUUUCUUUACUGAAAGUGAGCGAAUAGUGAUGUCUAUUCACGGCAAGAACACGUCUCUCACCAUCACCGCAGUAAAUGUCUCUGAUACAGGACUGUAUUACUGCAGCUUCAUAGAUCUGAACCAAGUGAACUUUAGGAACUCGACCUUUUUACAAGUGAAAGGUUCAGUCUCUUCUCCUGUGUUCUUCAUACUGACUGUGGUGUUUGGAGCAGUGAUUGUGAUUCUUCUCAGUGUCCUGAUCUUCAUCAUACUGAAGCACAGAGAAACACACAGAGGUGCUGGAGCAGAAGAUAAGGAGGAUCCGGACUCGGACUCGUUGCAUUACGCUGCACUACAGUUCUCAAAGAAGAAAAUCAAGAGGAACGAGAGACGUGAUGAAAAUGUGGAUCCACAUGUUCUCUAUUCUUCUGUCAGACACAGUAAUGUGUGUACAUAAUGUUAUAUAUCUGUUACUGUUUACUAAAUAUGAAACAGAUGUUUCUGAUGCUCUGAGGUUGAAGGGAUUCGACCUUUUAUAAACUCACAGUUACAGAAUAUGGGAUUGUAAAACUGCAAGAGCUUCAGGAUUCUGCACAUUUCUUUUUACUAUAGACCUUGUAUUAAGUCUCUCAGUUUAUCAUCCAGUGUAAUAAUAAAUUCAGGUGCAAAUAGAUACAUUUCUUUAUUUUGGACUUGUUUCUAAGAAAAUAACAGAUUUGUCGAGGCUCUGCCAAUAAAACCUGCUCUCUGUAUCAGUCACUAAUGCUGAUGUUGUGUGUAAACGCUA
Messenger RNA from Neoarius graeffei (lesser salmon catfish), 1125 nucleotides. RefSeq lists its product as uncharacterized. Lineage: Eukaryota; Metazoa; Chordata; Actinopteri; Siluriformes; Ariidae. The coding region runs from base 109 to 795 and encodes 228 amino acids. Gene Ontology annotation, biological process: response to bacterium. The transcript is spliced from 5 exons. The record is from RefSeq and is a predicted model, not a curated record.